UAAUUCUCACUUCCUCUUCUCGCCGCUCCCUCCAACUCCCGAAACCUAAUUCUCCACCAGUUGCAGACCAAAUGACGACCCGCUUCAAGAAGAACCGGAAGAAGCGCGGUCACGUGAGCGCCGGCCAUGGUCGUAUCGGCAAGCACCGCAAGCAUCCUGGUGGUCGUGGUAACGCCGGAGGUAUGCACCACCACAGAAUCCUCUUCGACAAAUACCAUCCUGGUUAUUUCGGAAAGGUUGGGAUGAGGUACUUCCACAAGCUCCGAAACAAAUUCUACUGCCCCAUUGUUAACGUCGACAAGCUCUGGUCCCUGGUUCCCCAGGAAGUGAAGGACAAGGCUUCCAAGGAUAAUGUCCCUUUGAUUGAUGUUACCCAGUUCGGAUAUUUCAAAGUUUUGGGCAAAGGGGUUAUGCCGGAGAACCAGCCCGUCGUUGUGAAAGCCAAGCUCAUCUCCAAAAUUGCGGAGAAGAAGAUCAAAGAGAAUGGUGGUGCGGUUGUCCUUACGGCUUAGGGUUUAUUGGGUAAUUGUUAGUCAUGGUUUUUUUAGUAUUAGUUUUGAUUAUUGCUGUGCCGUUCUUCCAAGUAUCGGAUUAAUGUUAUCAAACGUUGUGUUUCAGUUUUCAUGACCAUGAACUCAGUCGAUUUUGAAUGUGUUUCUUGAAUUACCAUUUUACUUGAAAUGUUAUACAUUGUUAAUUUUGCUA
Messenger RNA from Momordica charantia (bitter melon), 705 nucleotides. Its product is annotated as large ribosomal subunit protein uL15x. NCBI's taxonomy places the organism in Eukaryota, Viridiplantae, Streptophyta, Magnoliopsida, Cucurbitales, Cucurbitaceae. The record is from RefSeq and is a predicted model, not a curated record. Gene Ontology annotation, cellular component: ribosome; cytosolic large ribosomal subunit. Gene Ontology annotation, biological process: translation. Gene Ontology annotation, molecular function: structural constituent of ribosome.